This is a messenger RNA of Notechis scutatus (mainland tiger snake), 4358 nucleotides long. RefSeq names its product quiescin sulfhydryl oxidase 1 (gene QSOX1). Gene Ontology annotation, cellular component: Golgi membrane. Gene Ontology annotation, biological process: protein folding. Gene Ontology annotation, molecular function: protein disulfide isomerase activity; flavin-dependent sulfhydryl oxidase activity. NCBI's taxonomy places the organism in Eukaryota, Metazoa, Chordata, Lepidosauria, Squamata, Elapidae. The record is from RefSeq and is a predicted model, not a curated record.
CGAGUGACUUUCCCAGCCCGGCACGGAGCAUCGGGCGCAUUUCUCCUCGGAGGGGCGGCUUAAGCGCGAUGCCCAGGUGGCUCUCCGGUGCCGGAUCGCGGCAUCUGAUGCCUCCCGCUCGCCUCCUUCGUGCCGUCGCCUUCUUGCUCUUGGUGCAGGCCCCCGGGGCUCACAGCCUCGGCCUCUACUCGCCCGAUGACCCGCUGGUGGAACUGGACACCGAUACGCUGGAACGCCGCAUCUUCAACUCCACUGGCGUGUGGGUGGUCGAGUUUUACGCCUCCUGGUGCGGCCACUGCAAAGCUUUCGCCCCGCUUUGGAAAGGCUUGGCCAACGACCUGAAGGACUGGAGACCUGCUGUGAUGCUGGGAGCUAUAGAUUGUGCUGAUUUUUCCAAUAAGAACAUCUGUUAUAAGUUUGGAAUAAAGAGCUACCCUACUGUGAAGUUUUUCAAGGUGUCCUCCCAAAAACCUGAGGAUGGCGUACAAUUCAACAAGUAUGAAAAAAACAUUGAGUCUCUAAGAGGGACCAUAAUCACUUUAAUGGAGAUUCAUGGAGAUACAUGGCCUUCUGCCAGCCCACCUUUGCGCCCAACAAGUGUGACAGAACUUCGUGAUUUCUUUCUGGUAAACAACGUGACUUAUUUGGCCUUGAUAUUUGACAAGGACGACUCCUUUCUGAGCAGAGAGGUAGCACUGGAUAUGUCUCAAUUUGAGAAUAUUGCAGUAAGGCAAGUCCUGCAGAGCAAUGAAGAGCUAGUGAAGCAGUUCAACAUCACUACAUUUCCAUCUGGCCUCCUUGUGACCAAUAAUGGUUCUUGCAGAAGCAUCCCUGGGCUGGAGGACUGGAGAUCCCAGUAUACUAAUUUCCUGCGGAACUUACCUGGGGUCUUUAGACGGGAUGUUUUCAUACCAACGGUGUCCCCCACUGCACAGUCAACAACUGCUUUUACAAUUUGGAAGGUGGCAGACAAGAGAAAGAUAUACAUGACUGAUUUAGAAUCUGCAGUGCUUUACAGUUUAAGGAUAGAGGCUGCAGUAUUCCCCAGCCUUGAGGGAGAGCGACUCUCUGCUUUGAAGGACUUUGUGUCUGUUUUGGUCCAGUAUUUUGCUGGGCGGUUGGUAGUCAAGAAUUUCCUUUACAACCUGGAUUUAUGGCUGAGACCAAAGACAAUUGUUUUGCAGAGUGAAUGGGAGGAAGCUCUAAAGAAUAAAAAGGAGUUUCCAAAUGCCACAUUACCUGAGAGACCUCACUGGGUAGGAUGUCAAGGAAGCAAGCCUCAAUUCCGGGGUUUUCCAUGUGGACUCUGGACUCUCUUCCAUCACCUGACUGUUCAAGCAUCAUGUCAAAAAGAGUCUGCUUCCUCAGGUGUACCUGAAGUUCUUCCUACAAUGAGAGGAUACGUCCACAAUUUCUUUGGCUGCAGGAUGUGUGCAGAGCAUUUUGAAGGGAUGGCAGCUGAAUCUAUGCAUGAGGUGAAGAACAGGGAUGAGGCUGUGCUGUGGCUUUGGUCAAGGCAUAACAGGGUCAAUGCUCGCUUGGCAGGUACAGCAACUGGUGAUCCCAUGUUUCCCAAGAUCCAGUGGCCUCCCAAAAGCCUCUGUUCUUCGUGCCAUUACACCCCAACUGACAGUUCUUUGCAGGAUGGGAACAAGUUUAUGUGGGAUGAGAACCGAGUCUUGAUGUUUCUCAAAUGGCAUUUUUCUGAAAAAAAUAUUUACAUGGAUUCUCCCCUGGAGCAUCCAACAAGAAAUGGUCGAAAUGUUGCUCAGCAAAAUUAUGAAGCUGAGUGGAAGCUGGAAGAGGGAGGAAGAGGAGAAGAGAAUGACCAGGGUAAUCAAAAAGAGCCAGAUGAAGACAAGAAAACAGAGCAGCUAGAGACUGGGAAAGUAGAAAAGAAGAAAUUUGAUUUGGGAAAACCUGGUUCUCCAGAGCUGCAUAAACCAAGCAUUGUCAAGAUGAGCACAAAGGCAAAAGAAAUGGUGGAGGAUAUUGUUGAUCUUGAUACAUUUAGUGAGCAGCAUUUUAAGAGCAAAGCUUUGAAGCCGGCAAGACAGAGUAGCAUCAGAGAGAGGCGGACUAAAAGGGACACUCGGCUGUUCCUGAUGGAGAAUGAGGGCCGACACUCACUUGAUUAUAUUAGAGAGUCCCUGAGGCAUAAGAACUUGGGAGCCAAACGGUUCUCUGGCAUCCAAGUGGAAAAGGAGAAUACUUCGAGGAAAAACCGGUGGAUCUAUAUCCUGGGAAUGGGUUUCUCCCGGUUGGAUGUCAGCUUGUGUGUUCUCUUGUAUUUGCUUUCUUCUGUCUGCCUGUUGGGCAUGUACACCUUCUUCCGCAUGCGCAUGAGUUACCGCAAGGCCCGGUUAGGCUACUCAUUGACAUGAAAUUGAAGGAGAGGUACAGUAGCCAUUAGAUAAUGGAAGGAGUAUGUGCAUAUCAGCUUGAUGUGGUGAUCUUUCACUAAACUAACAAUUCCUAUACUGAAUAUACACAGAUGCAAAAAUACACAGAUGAUAUAUUGGUUGUGAAGGGUGCAAAUUAGUAGAGUAUGCUAUUGGAUCUCCUAAAAUGCAUGGAAAUUGCUACUUUUAUAUUUGAAAGAGUACCUAGUGAACAGACAGAUCUGUUUUGUCCCAGUUGCCAGAUCAUUUUUAUACAAUUGUGAUUCUGUACCAGAAUAAAAUAGCUGAGUGUAGUGCCAAAAGAGGCAUGGGGUCAUAUUUCAGAGCACAUGGUGACAGGCUGAUUGUCUGAGGAAUCAGGAGCUCUUUAUUGUUUUUGGUUUUUGGUGGCGGGAGAGCAUUAAAUAAACAAAGGAUUCAGAUCUCAUUAGAUAAAUGUAGUAUGAUCCUCUUUUCAAUAGUCAGAAUUCAAUGCAAAUACUGUUGCUGUUUUAAGAAGAAAAAAGCACGAUGAGUUUAGGACCAGCAACAAAGGGGCACUUCUGAAAUCUUUGUGCCUUGUCCAAAUCCUGUAACAUUGUGAAGGAACCUAGAUAUACAAGCAGCCUAAAACAUUGUGCUGGAAGAUCUCUUGAACACUCUUAAUCUCUUUUCCAAAGCUUCUGUGCCACCAUAAAAUUACCAUUGGUAAAACCAGCCCUACGGUGUUCUUUGCCAAUGGCGGUAAACAAGCAAAUAAAAAAGAAUUAAGUUCUCCUUUCCAUACCCAUCUAAAAUAUAAAUUGAGGGAGUUUGCUCAGCCUUCUGCAUGACUUCUUAGGGUUCUGUGUAGAAUAUACUUUUGCCUGUAUUUCCCAUGCAGUCUAGCUUUUUCCCUUGAUCAGAUGACAGAAAACAAAACAGCCCUUGAAGUUUUUGAACUUGAACUCCUAGUGUAAAGAAUUAAAAGCGGCUGGCAAUAAGUUCAGGUCAAGACUGUGCAGUGGAAUAGAUAGAUCAGUGUGAGUCAAAACCUCCUAACCAGGGUAGCAGUUUUUACUAGCUGCUGUUUCUUUCAGUCCUUUCACUGUGUCCUUUGUCUUUUUCUCCAUAUCCUGGUAGCUUCAGCUUUGAUGCCCUUCCCUUUUUUUAUCCUACUCUGUAAACCAUGGGUGUCAAACUGGCCGUAUCACGUGAUGUAUUGCGAGGUGUUUUCCUUUGUGGAGCCGGGGUGGACAUGGCCUGCAUGUGAUGCAUGCGGCCUGCCAUUUUGAUUACCCCUGCUGUAAACUUACAUCUCUUCUAGUUUUUUUAACCAGGUGAUCUGUAUCUUUAUACAUAAUAAGAGAGAAGAAGUGAAAGCAAAGAUGCAUUUUUAGGAGUGCAGCUACCACUCCCUGAGCCACGAGUCAAUGAUUUUUGAAAUUAUUAGAAUUAUCCCUGUUGGGGCACCUACAUUCAAUUGGAAAGAAUUCUGGAGGAGAGAGAAUUAAUCAGGACCUCUAAGGAUCCUUUUGGCCAUUAAGUUUGAUUGCUGAGGAUUACUUUCCAAUUGUUUCUGAGCUGCCUCAGUGUGGAAAGAAGUGUGGAAUAGCCUAGUCUUGUUUAAAAAGAAAGAAGUUAUUGAUAAAUCAGAUAAAAACAUUAAUCUAGCAAGAUUUCUCCACUGGGGAAGAAUGAUAAGACUUUAGAAGGUAGAAGACAAAUGAUACACCUAGAUGUCUAAUAAAAUAUUGCAAAUUCCUAUUUGUUGCAUUUCCACCUGGUACCAUUACCCUAGGACAGGGGCGUUAAACUCCAGCCCGUGGGUCAGAUCCUGCCCCUGGGGUGCUUAGAUCUGGCCUGCGGGGCCACCCUGGAAACAGCGAAGGACCAGUCCACGUGCCUCUGCCAGCAAAAACGGAGCUUGAGAGGCCUGUGUGCGGCCCUUCUGAGGUCUGUUUUCACUGGCAGGGGGCUGCAGGAGGUCGUCACGGC